This is a messenger RNA of Sus scrofa (pig), 4729 nucleotides long. It is a transcript of the gene LTB4R, whose product is annotated as leukotriene B4 receptor. Gene Ontology annotation, biological process: inflammatory response; complement receptor mediated signaling pathway; phospholipase C-activating G protein-coupled receptor signaling pathway. Gene Ontology annotation, molecular function: leukotriene receptor activity; complement receptor activity. Gene Ontology annotation, cellular component: plasma membrane. Lineage: Eukaryota; Metazoa; Chordata; Mammalia; Artiodactyla; Suidae. The record is from RefSeq and is a predicted model, not a curated record.
AACGCCGGAUCGUUAACCCACUGAACAAGGGCAGGGACCGAACCCGCAACCUCAUGGUUCCUAGUCGGAUUCGUUAACCACUGCGCCACGACGGGAACUCCAGGAAUCUCUCUAUCUUUAGGUCUCAAAAUUGUUCUGGAUCCUGAUACUUUGGGGUUUGGGGAUGUAGGAUGGGGUCCUUUCCACUGGGGUGACUCAUCCCCCUUUCAGCUCAUCCUUAUUGCCCAGGAUGUCCUAGUUUUAUCACGGAAACUCUCUUGUCCCACCCCCUCAGUCCUUGGCAAACGUAGAUGUUUGGUUACCUGAGUGUCACUCUGACCAUCCCCCAGCUUCUGCUUUAGUGACUGUUCACACCACCACCCAUGCAAAGACAGAGAGAGAGAGAGAGAGAGUGCACUCACGUGAAGGAAAUCUAGUCCUCAGGCCACAAAGCUGGGGUUAGGGUGGAGCUCUGGAUUUGGGGGGGCAGAGAGUAUGCUUAGGGUCUCUAGUCAGGUGGAAGAGGAAUGGCCACUGAGGGGGAUGGAGGUGGGGAGCAGCUUGGCAGAUAAAGCAAAGACAACCCAGUUCCUGUCAGAAGCAACCUCUGGUUGACACUGGCUAUGAGCAGGAAGCUUCUAUCCCCAAACACCGACUUCAGGGGCUCUUCCUGUCCUCACGCACCGAGGCAGAGUCUCCCUAGCUUCUGCUAUGCAUUCCCCAUCCCACACACCCUCUGUGGUCAGAAAGCCCUUCCUCAACUCUGCCUUCAGUUCUUGCUGCGGUUUCAGCCCAUUUCUUUUCAUCAUAUCCUCUCCCUGAUAGCUGCCGGGCCAACUCUGCUAUGGCUUUUGUCAAAUCAGGAAAGGUGGGGGCACUGCAAAGGGUAAGGGACCUCCACGACCACCAUGACCUUCAGUAUCUUUCCUGAGACGUGGCAGAGUUCGAAGGGAAGCAGGAAGGCUCCUGGCCAGAGUGAAGGAAAGAUUUUGGGUCCUUAGCUUCUGCAGGAGAGUUCAAGAAGAGAAGACUGCCUUCCUUCCAGGGAGGCGGAAGAGUCUGGGGGCCUGUUUCCCUUUCCACAUUCCUGGUUUCCCCUCUUGGCAGGGCGGGCAUAAGGCAUCACUCCCCUGACUCCCUCGUGCCUGCUCCCUGUGCUGAGCCCCUGCUUCCUCUGUAUGUUUAAGGUGGACUGAACAGUCAGCUGUGGAAAGAUAGGAAGGAGGUGGUGCUGACUUCCCUGCCCAGCGCUGAGACCUGAAGUCAAAAUUCAUGUGGCAGAGUAGCCAUAUGGUCAAGCACAAGGCACAUGCAUGGUUUGGGAAGGGAGGGAACUGCCAUUCUGUGUGAUACUGGAAAGACCCUUUGGACUUUUGCUUCUACCGAGGAGAAGGGAGAUUGACCUUGAAUGGAACUAGUCCUUUUAAAUGAGGGGAGGGAUCAGAGGGUGCAGGCCUAGAAACCCCAGUCAUGGCUUGAACCCAAGCCAAAGACAGAUUGCUGUCCUCUUCAAGGACAAGUCAUGAUGUCACCUGACCCAAACCCAGAAUCUAGCCAUACCACCAACCUACUCUUCCUAUUAAUCUAAAAAUCAACAUCGUAAACAGAAAAUGUACAGAUACCUGACAUUCUGACCUAUCAAUCUAAGCCCAUUUCCCCUCUCUGGCUUCCUUUCCUCUUUUUCCUGUGUGACACAAUUUACUAUUCUGUUCAUUUCUCCAGUCCAGACCUGCAUCUGAGGCCACACCCAGCCUAACCCCUCCCUCACCCCUCUUUCCUCUCUCCCUGCCCCUUCCUGGGCUCUUUUCUCUUGGCCCAACCCCUGAGGAGUCCUCCUUCUUGUUGGGCUCUUCUGGAACACUGUCACCCCCCUCCCAUGAAAGGAGGAGGUAGGAGUUUCAGCCCCACCCUCAGGAAGAUGUGUCGUCUCCCUCCCCUGCUCCGUGGUACUUCCUCUCUGGCUGACUUAGCUGACAAAACCCAGACCCUGGGCCAGAACCCCAGCACUGGGACAGUGCUUAUCUGGGAAUAAGCUACACCACUCGGCCCUCACCCUAGGAUUGACACCAGCUUCCAACCAGUGCCUGGCAAAGCCUGUAAGUCCUUGCAAUGGCCAUGAACACUACAUCUCCUGCGGCAUCCUCCUCACCACCUGUCAUGUUCAUCUCUCUGCUGGCUAUCAUUCCACUGUCAGUGGCACUGGCUGUGGGGCUUCCUGGCAACAGCUUUGUGGUAUGGAGCAUCCUGGCAAAGAUGCGAAAGCGCUCUGUCACUGCCCUGUUGGUGCUGCAUUUGGCCCUGGCAGACUUGGCCGUAUUGCUCACUGCCCCCUUCUUCCUUCACUCUGUGGCCCAAGGCAACUGGACUUUUGGACUGGCUGGCUGCCGCCUGUUCCACUAUAUCUGUGGAGUCAGCAUGUAUGCCAGCGUCCUGCUCAUCACAGCCAUGAGUCUGGACCGCUCGCUGGCAGUGGCACGCCCCUUUGUAUCCCAGAAGCUGCGCACCAAAGCAGUGGCCUGGCGGGUGCUGGCAGGCAUCUGGGUGGCGUCUGUUCUCCUGGCCACGCCGGUCAUCGUAUACCGCAAGGUGAUCUUGAAACAGAACAACAGGAGCCUGGUCUGCCUCCCUAUGUACCCCAGCGAAGGACAUAGGGCCUUCCAUCUCUUCUUCGAGGUCAUCACCGGCUUCCUGCUGCCCUUCCUGGCCGUGGUGGCCAGUUACUCCGACAUUGGGCGCAGGCUGCGGACCCGGCGCUUCCGCCGCAGCCGCCGCAUGGGCCGCCUGGUGGUGCUCAUCAUUCUGGCCUUCGCAGCCUUUUGGCUGCCCUAUCACGUGGUGAACCUGGCCGAGGCGGUCCGCGCGCUGACUGGCAAGGCCUCGGGGGCCGGGGCGGUGGGGAAGGGGCUGUGGCUGGCCCGCCAAGUGUUCAUUACGUUGGCCUUCCUGAGCAGCAGCGUGAACCCCGUGCUGUACGCGUGCGCUGGCGGCGGCCUGCUGCGCUCGGCUGGUGUGGGCUUCGUCGCCAAGCUGUUGGAGGGCACCGGCUCCGAGGCAUCCAGCACCCGCCGCGGCGGCACCCUGGGCCAGACGGUGAGGGGCGACGUCGCCUCUCCGGAGCCUGGCCCCACCGAGAGCCUCACUGUCUCUACCAACCCUCUCGAGUGAAACGGACUCAAUCAACAAAGACUGCGGGGUGGUGGCGAGGGUGGUGGCCGAGGAAGGACGCUCCCUUUCCUUCUGGGGGAAUGCCUCCCCGCCUGGCGGGCCUGACCCAAUUCUUUAAACUCCCCUUACCCUAGGAUGCGGGUGGGGGGUGGAGCGGAAGAGAGGGAGGGGAGGAGCAAGUCAGGGCAGAAUGAGAAGCUGCACUCCCCCCACCCCGCCCCCGCGCGGGCAGCUUUACAGUUAAAACUCAGGUCUGAAAUUGGGUCAACCUUGUGCGUGGGUUAUGUGUAUUAUGGGGGGUUGGGGUGCUUCUGGUUGCCCUUAUGGGGGUCCUUCUCAGUAGUUGAGAGGCACAUCCUUUAGUUUCUCGUGAUUUUCAAUUUGGGAAGAGACACAAAGACAAAGACAUCAGACUGUCUUCCCUCUCCCGUUCUGAGGCAGGUGGUCUGCAGCUCCUACUUAGAACAACACAAGUCUGCAGACCCUUGAAGGGGCUGGCCAAGGAAGACACCCCCCCACCCCCACCCCCAUGUGGUCUCAUCAUUCCAGUCUCCCUGACUCAUCCGGCCUUCUGAGAACACUUAGCACUGUUGGGAGGUGUCUACCUUGAAGACUCUGAUAGGUAUCCUUAUUAGCAGGACUCCACCUUCCUGAGUAAUCUUUGUCCCCUCAGUGGGAGAUGUCCUAGGGCUGGCCUUCCUUUUUUCUUUCUGCCAAGGAGGCCUCCCUUGAGAACCAAGUCAUCAGGUCUCAUUCCCUAGAAUUCUGUGCAUCAGCAUUCUGCCAGCCCCUAAAACAUUCUCUGGUGUAGGUUCAAGAGUUGAGGGCCCUCUGUGAUGUGGUCACCCUCUAGGAAAUGAAGAUUUGCAAAAAUGAGACAGAUGAAUCAUUCUUCCUGAGGGAUGACUGUUGUCUUACAAAAACCUUGGCUCUGUUCUGACAGCAUUUUAGGAAGACAGAGCAGUAGUAUCUCUCCCAUAAAAAAGAAAGAACAACUAGGAGAAAAGCCAAAGGUCCAUGUGCAACACCUGCAACAAACCUAGGGUGUCAAGAUAUCUCCUGUGGACCCCAAAAUAUGAGCAAGUGAGAAUAAGCCAUGGACGCUUCAAGACCUAUGUAACAUCAGCAUCAGUACAGAAGGAUGCAGAAGGAAGCAAGGGACUUUGUAGCAACUUGGAUGGACCUAGACAUUAUCGUACUAAGCAAAGUAAGUCAGAAAGGGAAAGACAAAUACCAUAUGAUAUUACUUAUAUGUGGAUAAAUCAACAUAGCAAUGAAUCUAUGAAAGUCAACAUAUCUACGAAACAAAAAGACUCACGGAUAUAGAGAAGAGACUUGUGGUUCUGAGGGGGAGGGGGACAGGGGAGAGAAGUAUUGGGAGUUUGGGAUUAGUGGAUGCAAACUAGUAUAUAAAGGAUGGAUAAACAACAAGACCCUAUUGUAUAGCACUAUAUUCGAUGUCCUGUGAUAAACCAAAAUGGAAAAGAAUAUAAAUAUAUGUAAAAUUGAGUCACUUUGCUGUUCAGCAGAAAUAUGAUAUUGCAAAUCUACUAUACUUCAAUAAAGUUAAAAAAAAUAAAAAAAA